This is a messenger RNA of Sinocyclocheilus grahami, 2128 nucleotides long. RefSeq names its product centromere protein T-like. Gene Ontology annotation, cellular component: kinetochore. Gene Ontology annotation, biological process: chromosome segregation; mitotic cell cycle; kinetochore assembly. The record is from RefSeq and is a predicted model, not a curated record. Gene Ontology annotation, molecular function: protein heterodimerization activity; DNA binding. The coding region runs from base 1 to 1905 and encodes 634 amino acids. The transcript is spliced from 12 exons. NCBI's taxonomy places the organism in Eukaryota, Metazoa, Chordata, Actinopteri, Cypriniformes, Cyprinidae.
AUGGAGACUGAAGCGUCGCUGCUGAUGUCGGGUCAGCCUGCACUUCAAGAAUCCGAGCCGAAUCCAGCCGAGUCCAGUGCUGGAGAGAGAACUGAAGGUCUGUCUGGAGUAGAGCUGUCUGACCUGACUCUGAACACUGAACCCCUGACGCAUGUGGUCAGAGGACUGAGCCGCAAGAAACCGCAGCACGCCUUCAGUGUGUCAGCGUUCGAGGAACAGUUCAAUCAACUGCCAGACAACACGGAGGACACCUCGCAUGUCUUUCAUAAAGGUGAUGUCUCUCAGGCGAAAGGAGAUGCUUCUCAAGAUUUAGAUUUGUCUUCUGGCUCAAAAAGUGGGCUGAACCUGACCUUGAAGACCCCAUUUGUAGAGAAGCGCAUUGAGAGGGCGGGGCUUCAGAGGAAGGUGUCCAAUCGGAGGCUGCAGUCUGUGGAUGCAUUUGAUGAGGCCGUUCAGAGAUGCCUGGAGCAGGGUCCUAACCAAGAGCACUCUGUAUUUCAGGAUGGAAAAACUCUAGAAGAUUCUUCCUGGCAGAAGUUCACUCUCGGCCUCAGUGAUGUCACAGAGCUUUAUGUCCAGUCUAAAAAAGAUGACACAAUGGGACCUUCUGCAGAGUACGAGAGAGAACAUGAGCCCGAGAGAGCCAGUGAUAUUCCUGACUCCGAAUCUUUAAUUCAAGAAGAAAAAGAUCAUGAGAUGGAAUCACAGGAUGAGGAAGAGGUGGUGCCUUCAUCCCAAGAUGAUGUGUAUGUGAGUGCAGAAGAUGAUAUUGUACUUGCUCCAACGCAGGCGAUGACAGAAUCACUUCCUGAAUCUCAUGACGCGGAGCUACAAGAUCGAGAAUUUAAAGUCGAAGAUGAGAACGCUGAGGAAGUCGAGGAUGAGAGCGCUGAGGAAGUCGAGGAUGAGAGCGCUGAGGAAGUCGAGGAUGAGGAGGUUGUUGAAGCUGAACAUGAAAAUAUUGACACCUCACAGUAUCUAGAGCGAAUAACUCGUAGAGCUCACCGCUCAGAGGGAGGAGGUGCUGUCUUGGGAAUUCCAGGCACCACGAGAGUCACAAAGAGUUUUGGAGCUGGAUUGAACCCCAGAGAGAAAGAUCUUUUGGAUUUUGUUGAUGAGGGCAGAGAGAGUUUACAGGACAUUCUAGAUGAAGAAAGAGAACCACUGAGCAGCCCUGAGUUUCCUCAGCUCCACCCUGCAGCAGAGCUCAGCACACCAGAGCAGAGGUCACAGCAACAUGAGGCUAGUCUGGCUGAAGAAGAUGUGCCAGAGCUUGCAGAAGAUGAUGACGCCCAAGAAGAACCGAACCAAUCAGAGGAGGAGGAGCUGAUGGACUCUGAACCAGCCAAUCACAGCCCUGAAUUUCCACAGGACGUGGAAGAAGAGGAGGAAGAGGACGAUGAUGAUGAUGCUCUUAGUGCAGAAUUGUCCGUGAAAACUCCUGUGUUUGUAAGACAGAAAAGAGUUUUCGCAAGUCGUACUGCGCAGACUACGCCAACUGUCCUUAAAGAAGUGAACGCUGGUCCUGCCCCUCAGGUUGCCAAACGAGCCCCCAGACAGAAGCGUCAGACGGGGGUCAAUGUUCUUCCCAAGAGUUACGUCAUGAGCGUGUUCAAGCACUUCGCCAAGACCAAGGUGGCCAGUGACGUCUACCCUGCCAUUAAUGAAAUUCUUAAGAAGUACUUUGAGCGGCUAGCAGACGAUCUGGAAGCAUAUGCUACUCAUGCCAAACGUAAAACUAUUGAGGUUGAAGAUUUUGAGCUCCUCAUGAGAAGGCAGGGCUUUGUGACAGCCACCACGCCUGUGAAUAUACUGAUAGAGAAAUAUCUUCCAAUGGAGUAUCGGAAACUUCUUAUCCCGGUGGCCACUAGCGGAAACAAAGUCAUCCCAAAUCAAAGAAGGUGAACAUGCAGAUGUGACGUCCUCCUUAAACACUGCAGGUGGCUCUGCAUAUCUGCAUGUGUUUUUGUAAAUAUGUUCAAAACAAUAAAUGCCUUGAUUUGUAAAUAAGGAUUUGUGUAAUAUAAAUCUGCUAUUUGUUUUAUGCAGCACAAUUAAAAAUAUGCUUUCAGUUCUUUGUAUUUUUUAGCCAUUUAUGUAUUUUUUUUCCCCAAAACAAACAUUAAAA